This is a messenger RNA of Numida meleagris (helmeted guineafowl), 11895 nucleotides long. RefSeq names its product polyhomeotic homolog 3 (gene PHC3). Gene Ontology annotation, molecular function: zinc ion binding; protein binding. Lineage: Eukaryota; Metazoa; Chordata; Aves; Galliformes; Numididae. The record is from RefSeq and is a predicted model, not a curated record. Bases 1041 to 3995 code for a protein of 984 amino acids. Gene Ontology annotation, cellular component: PRC1 complex; nucleus. The transcript is spliced from 16 exons.
GAGAUGUUACAAAUCUACACAGAGUUAAUAGUUGAUGGGUGGUAAAAGAACAGCUAGGGAUAGCCUGACUCAAGGGUGUGCUGGCCUCGUGGGGUCACUGCCCAGCACCUGCCUCUGCAGGCAUGAGCUCAAGACAAAUGGCUCAACACACUGUUACUAGGUACAGAACCCAAUUUUGGGACAGCGCAUGUAGAACUUCUUGAAGAGGCCACAGUGUGCUUCUCCUGUAACUCAAGCCAGGGAAGACAGUAUCAGCACUGGGCUGCAAGGAUGGGCCAGGCACUGUGGAAAGCAGAUGGACAAGAAAGGGUAAACAUCUGACCGCAGGCAUGCCAAGUAUGCGCUGAUUUGCCGGUGUCAACCAAAAGGAAGGAAAAUGGCCUGAAAGUGAUCUCUAGAGCUCAUUAAGGGCUAUUAACAUACCCAAACUCACUCCUGCCUGUAUGGAAAUGAGGCAGCAGGGACCACACACCAGAACCUAAAAUCUUAGGCACCAUAAUACCAAUGCCCAGCAAAAAGGAAACAGUAACCAGUCAGAAACUGCAGGUGGAAGGAGUCUUGUAAAUAGCUGUGUGUAAAACCUGGCACCUCUGCUUGGGGAUGCGUGGAUUGCCAAACACACAACUCUGCAGAGUUGAAACAGAGACCUACCUGGGGCCAGGGCAGGGGAUCUGCUGAACUGAAAAAGUUCAGCAGCACAUCCUGCUUGGAGCCGCUGAGAUGGAAAAGCACUACAAGCAGACACCUUAAUCACCCGCCAGCCCUCUCAAAACCACCUAUCGCCUUCAGUUUUCCCACAACAGCUAAAGCUUGCCUGCUACACUCGGCGUCGCUGAGCUCCUACUGCACGCAGAACUAAGGCAGCGUCCCCGCCUCAGCACGGCAGGCUCUCACGGACGAGGCGACAAGAUGGCGGCGGGGGCCAUCACGUGCCCGGCGGCGCACAGCGCGCCUGCGCAGCCCCGCCCCCUGAGGGAGGCGAGAAGAUGGCGGAAGCGGAGUGAGCGGCUUGUCCGAGGCUGGACGAACACUGCUCAGCUAUGGAGAAUGAGCCAAGCACAACAACAUGUUCUGCAUCCACAACCACCAUUACUACCACCUCCACGUCCCGGACACAGCUCCCACAGAUAUCAGUUUACAGCGGCUCUGACAGGCAUGCUGUCCAGGUUAUUCAGCAGGCCUUGCAUCGUCCUCCUAGCUCAGCUGCUCAGUACCUCCAGCAGAUGUAUGCAGCCCAGCAGCAGCAUCUAAUGCUGCAGACUGCUGCUUUGCAGCAGCAGCACUUAAGCAGUACCCAAUUUCAGAGUCUGGCAACUGUACCACAGGCAAGCCUGUCAGGUGGGAGGCAAUGUACUUCCCCCACUGGGAGUGUCACUCAGCAGUCAAGCAUGUCGCAGACCUCGAUUAACCUCUCCACCUCUCCUACACCUGCACAGAUAAUAAGCCGUUCACAGACCUCCAACACCACCAGCAGCAGUAUUACCCAACAGACUAUGUUGCUAGGGAGUAGCUCUCCAACCCUGAGUGCAAGCCAGGCUCAGAUGUAUCUCCGAGCUCAAAUGCUAAUUUUUACCCCUGCUACCACUGUGGCUGCUGUCCAGUCUGACAUUCCUGUUGUCUCAUCAUCUUCCUCAUCUUCCUGUCAGUCUGCAGCUACUCAGGUUCAGAACUUGACGUUGCGCAGUCAGAAGUUGGGUGUAUUGUCAAGUUCACAGAACGGUCCACCAAAGAGCAGCAGUCAAACUCAGUCAUUGUCUUUGUGUGCUAAUAAACCUGUAACCAGCACCAAGGGCAACCAACCAGAAUCCUCAGAAAGCAAUAGGAAAGGUGACAGCCCAACGCCAGAGUGUCGGAGUACACCAGUCACACGGACAUCAAGCAUACAUCAGUUAAUAACGCCAGCUUCAUAUUCUCCAUUGCAACCCCAUUCUCUAGUAAAACAUCAGCAGAUCCCGCUUCAUUCGCCGCCUUCCAAAAUUUCCCAUCAUCAGCUGAUCCUGCAACAGCAGCAGCAAGUCCAGCCGAUCGCACUUCAGGCUCCUUCUGCUCAGGAGCCCCCUCCGUCACAACACUGUCUACCACUCCCAAGCCAUAGUCUUCCUCCAGCUCCUAGCAGCGUGCAGUCUCAUUGCUCACCUAUUCACAUCCAUCCUCCCCCUCUAACACUAUCUCCCACUCCAUCCCAGUCUGCUCAGCAGUCAGUAGUGGUAUCCCCUCCACCUUCUCACUCCCCUAGUCAGUCACCCACAAUAAUCAUUCAUCCUCAAGCACUUAUCCAGUCACAGGCCAACUCCCUUGUGCCAACAGCUCUUCAACCAGAGCAGUCUGCUCCUCAGCAAACCACUACCAGUCCAGUUCGACCAAUUGCACAGCCACUUAAUCUUCCGUCGCACCUCCCGCUUCCACCUUCCCCUGCCGUACAUCUAGGCUCAGUAGAUCAGCCCAGCUUGGUUUCCCCAGGCCAGCAGAUAGUGUCCUCCACACCACACCAGCAAUAUUCGGCCUUGCAGUCCACACCUAUCCCUCUUGCAGCUCCUCCACAGCUGUCAGCGUCUUCUACCCAGAUACAACCACUGCCAUUGCAAUCUGUACAGUCUUUACAAGUGCAGCCUGAAAUUCUAUCUCAGGGCCAAGUUUUGGUUCAAAACACUUUGGUUUCUGAGGAAGAACUUCCUGCUGCAGAAGCUUUGGUCCAGCUGCCGUUUCAAACUCUUCCACCACCGCAGACUGUUGCAGUAAAUCUUCAAGUUCAGCCAUCAGUACCAAUUGAAACUCCAGUGAUUUACCAAGUGGAGAAUGUAUGUGAAGAGGAGAUGCCUGAGGAGUCUGACUGUGUCAAUAUGGUUAGAACACCUACACCGCCCACUUUGUCUCCACCAGCAAUAACCUUGGGGAAUGGAGAUGCACUUAAUUCGGAAGAGCCUUUGUCAGACCAUGCAGGACUACCUGCAGUGACAUCAUCAGUCAGUGCCUCAGUAAUUAAAUCUCCAUCUGAUCCUUCGCAUGCCUCUAUCCCACCACCACCUCUCUUGCUUCCAGCUGCAACAACAAGGAGUAGCAGCACAUCAAUGCCCAACAGCAUUCCUAGUCUAGAAAAUAAACCUCCACAGGCUAUUGUUAAACCACAGAUCCUGACUCAUGUUAUUGAAGGCUUUGUGAUUCAGGAGGGGUUGGAACCAUUUCCUGUAAGUCGUUCAUCUUUGCUGGUAGAACAGCCUGCAGAAAAAAGAUUGCUAGUGGAGGGUCAAAUCAUGAGUGUUAUGUGUGUUGAAUCAGACUUGCAGAAUACAAAACAUGCAGACAACUCAUCGGACACAGAGAUAGAGGAUAUGAUUGCAGAAGAGGGCCUGGAUGAAAUUGACAAUGAACUCCUAAAGUGUGAAUUCUGUGGAAAAAUGGGAUAUCCUAACAAGUUUCUGCGAUCAAAACGAUUCUGUUCUACAUCCUGUGCUAAAAGGCACAGCCUUAGUUGCACUAAGAAAUUUGGGCUGUUUGCAUCAGACAAGACCAAUCGUUGGAAUCGGAAAUCAGAUAGCCAAAGUCUUGGGCGACGCGGGCGUCGACCGAGUGGCCCUGAUGGGGCACCACGAGAUCAUUUUCUUAGACAGCUUCCGAUUACUUACCCAUCUGCAGAAGAAGAUGUGGCUUCUCAUGAAGAUGCUGUUCCAACCGCGAUGACAACUCGUCUGCGAAGGCAGAGUGAAAGAGAGAGAGAACGUGAACUUAGGGAACUAAGGAUGAGGAAAAUGCCUGAGAGCAUUAACUUGCUACCGGUGGUGCAGUCAGACCCUUCAGUAUGGACUGUUGAUGAAGUUUGGGCCUUUAUACAUUCUUUGCCUGGUUGUCAAGAUAUUGCAGACGAAUUUAGAGCGCAAGAAAUUGAUGGACAAGCUCUCCUCUUGUUGAAGGAGGAUCACCUUAUGAGUGCAAUGAAUAUUAAGCUUGGACCUGCGUUAAAAAUCUGUGCACGUAUCAAUUCAUUGAAAGAGUCGUAGGCGGUGAACGUGAAGGUUUAAGCAACAGUUCCUCUGUGACAAAACCAGCAGUAAUUUGCCAACAUCUUCAGCAUGGCAUGAUUGUUACUGGGAUGUUUUGUUAAAUAUCUGGGGUUUUCCCCACGCAGACUUAAUUCUGCUGAUUAUAUCAUGUAGUCCCUUGUAGUUUCCAGCAAUUAAUAAGUUCAUGGUGAAGCCCAAAUAACGCAUUGAGUUGAAGUGGGAGCUCAUGGGAAAACAUGAAGUGAAAUAUUCUGUAAAUAUUCUGUUAAAUAUUCCCCAAUAUGUACUUGGAAGUUUAAGAUCAACACUCCAGCACCUUCCCAGCCUAAGCACCAUUUACAUUUUCUUGCUGUAUUGUCAAAGAUGACUUUUCCCACAUACAGCAGUUUUUGGACUGAAUUAACAGAAGUGUCCACAGACCCUGUGGAAGCUCUAAUAAUGGUAAAAUGCUAUGCAUUUAGUUGUGCUCUCUGAAUUUCUUUAGUAUUGGGCAAAUUGUUUGUAUGGAGUAGGUUGGCAAUCUGUUUUCCUUGUACAGAAUUACCCUCAUCUCUGCCACUGUAGUAUUUUCUUUGUUUGGAAAUACUAUAAGCCAUGUAGGCAUCUCAUUAAAGUCCUAAUUAUCAGGCUACUGAAAUGCAAUGGCAUUACACUCUUGCCAGAGCUAACUGAAGCACAUAUAUUACUUUACUCUUUGUAUGCUGCUGUGCACUAAGAGGGCAUUAAGAUGCUAGGUUUCUAGUUCUGCAUGCUGCUAGUUAAACUAGACCAGCAGUUCUCAAAUGCGGAUCCUGAGAAGGUAUGAGAACACUCAGGUCAGGUUCCCAGUGCCUAGGCAUGAGGGGUUGAGUUAGUUCUGUCUGCAGGUUAUGCUGAGAGAAGCGUACCCUAAAGACUGGAGGUAGAGAGAAGGGAUGGCAUAGCUCACAGCCUCUUUUUCCUGUUACCAUUUCAUCUUCUAACUUGUCUUUCCUUGUAGUGCUUUCCCAUUGCCUCACUGGAAGCUUCCAAGCACCUCUUUGUCCACUGACUAGUGUGAGCUGGGCUUGCAGUAGCCCAAGGAAGGAGCACGAUGAGGAACUCGGUGUAGGAGCAGCUGCCAUGGCAGUGGAAGGAGCCUGGAGCUGUAGGUGAGCAGGAGGAAUGUGCUCCUUCUAGGCAGCACUGGGAGAGAUCUCUAGGGCUCUGCUUGUGCUUCUGGCAGGAGAUUUUGCCUUGGAUGCUGCAGACCCAGGCAGUGGGAUCAGUGUCCCUCUUUUUUUGACUCUCUUGUGUUUUAUAUGGAACAAAUGUUUCCCCACUUACUGGCACCCUCAGAGGUGGGCUCUGAGGCAGCAGCACCUUCUCCAUCUUUGCUUCCCUGUUACCUGUGUACAGAUGCUCAUAGAGAAAUUUUGCACCUUCUGUUCCUUUCGUUUUGCAGCUCCACUCCCCUUAUGUACAGGCCCAGCUCCUUAAGCUCUCCUAGAGGGAAGGAAAGGGCACGUGUGCUGAUAGAGUUACUGUGUAUAUAUUUGAAUAUGUGUAUGUGUCUGCAAACAGUGUAUUUUGUAUUUUAUGCAAACUGAUGCAUAAUACAUGAUUGCGUAGGAUCUGCCUAAAUAUCUCCGUAAGUAUUCCUGAAAAGAGGAAUUGAUCUAAAAUUUGAGAACUGCUGACCUAGAUCACAGGGGGUCAAUGCACAUACACUGGCUGAAAGGAAGGUUUGUGACAGUUAGGCUACAAUGUGUAUUAUUUAACUGAUGACCUUUAAAGAAUCCGUUGGGAUUGCAGAAAAAGUUGUGCUUCGUUUUCCUUUAGAUGUCUCUUCUUUCUUUUAAGAGACCUUCUGCCAUUAUAUUCCAGAGAUCGAUAUUAGAAUUGUUGCUUUUAAUUACAACAGCUUGAGCUUUCUGAUAGCAGAUGUUAUUAAUUUUUAUCAACCACUGUAACUCCAAGUUAGGACAACCCACUGAUGUUACAUGCUAAUUUAUGGUGAGAGCCCUGAUCCAAAUGGCACCAAAGGCUUUAGAGAAUUAAUCGAUGUCUGGGUUUGUUUUGGAGGGAAGUUGCUAAGCACUUUCUAAUUUGUUUUUUUUCUGUCUUCAGUUACUGUUGUCAAAUAAACUUAAUUGUGAAGGUUCAAUGCUUGGCAAUGUUCAUUUGAAAGGUUCUCAAAUGAUGGAGACAGUAGGUUCCCAUUUGUAGCAUUUCUGUAAGAUACACCAUGUAGCAUACCUGUAACAUAAGUUUUAAAGAAUAUGUUCUGUUUUAAUGAGCUAAUUGAAGACUAAAGAUAUCUGAGAUAUUUAUCUUUCGGCUUCUGUCUUAAAGUUUUAUUAUUUUUAUACAAAAAUGUCACUGGCAACUUUUAACCUGUCUUCUGAUUGUACUGUUCCUUGGCAAUGUAAAAAGUAGGCGUACUUCAGUGUGAACUGAUAAUAGCUUAAGGCAUAUUUAAAAAUGUGGGCUUAUGUUGUGAGUCUUAUUUAGACCUGCAGCUAAUCAGUGUUACACGCAUGAGAAUUCCACGGUUGUUUUAAUUUUGUUUUAUGAGAGAGCUUCUAGGAGAACUUGUGCAGCUGGUGUUCAUGCACAGCUCUGGCUAAUCCCUGCCAGAUGCCAGGAGCCCACUGCAGACAUGAUGGAUGCUCAUCUGCUCUGGUUCUUCUGGUGCACUACGUUUUCUGUGGUUUUGGGAGAGCCAUGAUGAGUUACGCUUUAAGCAUUCACGAAUGCAGCUAAGAAUGUGGGCCUUAUGCGUAUUGGAAGUUUUUUCUUUCAACUAUUUUGGCAUUACAUAUGAAUUUAAAUCAGAUACAGCUACAAUAACCUAUCCUGAUUGAGCAGCACAUGCAUUAGAGUUUGCCAGUAUUGCUGUGUCAUUAAAAUCUGUUUUUAAAAGAUCAUGCCUGUACAUGAAAGUAGACUGGAAAACUCUCAAGUGCAACUCAAGUCUAUUUCAGAAACUUUAGAAUUUACUAAAAAGAACAAUAAAAUACUUGGAACGAUAUUCCUCCAGAACAACUUUGCCUUCCAAUUACUUUGGUUUCUGUUCAGGUCAGAGAUUUUUUCCCAGGCUUUUCAUACCACUUCCCAUAGCUUUCUCCACAAAUUAAGUUAGACCUUCUUUCAGAAGAGAAAGUCUUGCUGAUUUUAAUUGAUGUCAUUUUUUAAGUUGCUCCCACGGGAUGUGUAUACCACAAAUCCUUUUCAUUAGUUUUAUUUCAUGGGAUUUUGUAUUCUGCGUUCAGAUUGCUGCUGUGGGCUGUAUCUCAGUAAUCCUUGCAAUAUUUCAAUGCCUGUAGAAAGGAAUGCAGGAUGCUGUAGGAUCUUAGCUCUAAGGGGAGAUGUGUUGGAUGGCUCUUUCCCUUCCUUUUUCCUCCAUCAGCUUCCAUCCCGCUUUACUUGCUAAUUGAAAGUGCAGCAUUAGCUCAGGGCAACCUUAGAGCAAUGGACUGAACCUGACUAUCAAGAUUUCUUCCAGCAGAAUUACAACAAUUACAGAUUCAGAGUUCAUUUUGUGUUUUGAAGAAAUGCACCUGGAUGGUUGAAAUGGGUAUGCAGAUUUCCCCCACGUGCUCUGGCUCAUAUCCCUCAGCAACCCUGCUUUGCAGCAGGAGCAGAGUGCUCCCGAGAGGAAGCUCAGCUACCUCCAGUGAGCAAGUGCUCUGGGAGCUCAAGGCUGCUGCUUGUUCACAUUCAGGGCUUGCUGAUGAACUGCCAGCUUCUCCCAGCAAACCUGACCCAUGCCUCACAUUUGGCGUGUUUGUUAAGAUUUUAUCACCUUGUUUAUACAGAGAACAAAAAAAUCAUCUUGUCAGUUUAAACUCAGUUGGUUUGGAUCAUGAGGAGGAGAGUUUUUGAACAGACUACGUUGUAAAUCCAUUACAUUCAUUAAUCCUUUUUUGUUGUUUUGUUUCAGAAAAGAUGGAGGGUAAAGCCAUUGUUACACUUCAGUCAAUAUGAUUACUCAAAUAGGCUGAUGUCCUGCAAGCAUCCAUUUCCUCAUUUCUUCCCUGCAAAAGUAGUUUCUUCCUCUAAUACUUUGUUCUUAGAUAAGCCACAAGUCAGAAUCCAGCCUUUUGGGUAGCACCGAAGGAGCCCUUCAUAACUGCAGAUGUGGCAGCAAGAGACAAGAGAUGUGGAAAAAACAAGUAUUUGAGCAGAUUUACAAUGGCUUUUGGAUCACAUCUUUAUCUUGAGCUUAGCUGUAAGGAAAUGUUCAGGUGUUUCUUAACUGUAGUUUGAACAGAAGUUUGUAGUGUGAAGACUUUGCUAGCUAUAGCGUGCUGCUGCGUGGCGUGCUGUUCCAUUUGCUGCCUGUUACAGGUGACUGCUCUCAUCACAGUGUCAGUGCAGAAACUUAAAGCUUGAUAACAGCUCAAGAGAUUUCUUACACCUUAACAACUGUAUAGCUCUAGGCCAUCGAGGAAUGCCGUGACAGCUGAGCUGUGAGUCUGAGUUUUGCGAAUCAUUAGUCAUCCACAUAAUUUAUAACACAAGUUGUUCUCCUGAUUGGAUUGAGGCUAUUCAUGUUAAAAUGAAGCAUGCGUAUAAAAGCUUGCAGGGUUAUUUUCUCUUAGCAGUAUGGCAUAGAGAGUUAGCAUACAUUUAGAUAUAGAGUCAUCUAACCAGAUUUAUACUCGUCGCUUGUUUUAGGAUGCAGAUGAUGACUCUGCAAAAGAAUCCUCUUUGGAUGCUUUUAUUUUUCCCAGCUUUCCCCAGACUUAGUUUACUAGAGAUGGAGUCAAGCUAAUGCUUCGAUGUGCUCUGGUUUAAAUAACACUGUUUCUGUUGAAUGCUGGGUGGAAUAGGGAUGGACAGAGCUAAACAAGGAGAUCCAUCAUGUGCCAUUUCUUCUCCAUAUAGAUUUCUGAACGUGUUUUUUGUCCUUUUGGAUCUUAGCUUUGUUGACGUGAGCUUUUUGUGUCAUGCUUGUCUCCUGGAUCUUAUGAUCAGCACUUUGACAUGUAUUCAAGGCCCCACCCUGAGCUGCCAUGUAGGUCUGUGUAACCUCUGUGUUACACCUUAUGCACACAUGCUUGUUCACUUGGAGGUUAUGUGCAUCGCUAACUGGUCUCUUACAGCUGAGUGGAAGGAAAAAAAAUUCAAAGGUGUGAAUAUUCUUGUGAUAGAAGAUACAUAGUAGGCUUACAGCCUGGCUUCUGCAGCUGUUGGUCUGAAGUAAGGAUCUAGAACGAUGCUCUCUGAGCUGUUUCCAUCAUAAUUUGAGCACAAAUGUACAUUUGUAGAAUGAUGAUCACAAAUAUUGCUUUGAAUGCAAUACGUAAUAUUUAAGAAGUAUUUUAGUUAUGCGUAAAAAACAUUUUUUAUGUAGGGUUGUUGAGAGGCUUGAGGGUGUUGAUGAUGGGUUCUGAAGGAGGGUGCCCUUGCUGCUGACGAGGUUACGCUAGAAGCACAAAUACAACUGAUUUAUGACACAUCUGUUGUGUGGGUGAGGUCCUGUCCCCGUGUGGGAGGACUUGUGCUGUGCUCCGCUACCUGCUCAGUAUUUUAGCAGCUGGAAUGCUGACAUCCUUUGGUAGUUUUCUUGCAGAGUGUAUGGUUGAAAAAACAGCGGAACGUUCUGCAAAGCCAGCUUCCCUUUCAAGUAUUGCCUGUGUUUUUGUAGUCUUAGCAAACCAGGAAAGACACGUAAAGAUGGUUUUAUUGAUGAGUACCAAAUAAUUUCAUUAAAGAGGUAGAAUAGCUUACUAAAAUCAGUGCUGACUUUUAAGGGACUCUGAUAGGAGGAAAGUACAGAAGUUUCUUAUGCAGUGUUAAUCCUUCAGCCACUGUUACCACUAGUAUUAUAUAAUCCUGUAAGAAUUAAAGGAUUGUAAAAUGUUUGCGUGGUAUAAGGUCACUAGUUCCUGUCACAGCACAGGUGGUGACAUAUAGAGGUUAGUGGUUGUCUAUCGUUCAUAUUAUUUCAGGUCUUACCACUUUCCUAACAUAGCUUCUCCUCUUUCAGGCUUGCAGUGAAACUGUAAUCCUGUUCUGCAGAGUAGUGGUGUUUGCUUAUAUUGCUUGACUCAAGGCCCAGUGUUCAGACUUCCCAGAAGCAUCAGAUAAAGGAAAUGCACCAAGAGUGGAAAAGAGGCUGUUAGGAGGAUAAUGGGAUAAGAUCACAACUGGAUCAGAUAUUUCCCUGAAUAAAAUGUCAAAGAUAAAGAUGGGCUUAAAAUGAGAUACUGUUCAUCUAUUUUAAAGUAGUUACUCAACAGUAGGCUUAGACACCACAGUUGGGUGUUAUGUGAAGACCUGUAGUGCUGCUGUUACCUACCUGGUGGCUGUAACGACAGCCUGCAGGCUGAUCCUCUUUGACACCUUCUCCCAAAGAGGAUGAAAGAGAGAGUUUGCUGGUAGCUCAGUUAUGUAACAUCAGUGCAUUAAUAUUUGAUUUGCCCGCGUGUUGUGGUUUCCCUGUCAAAAUACAAUCUUAAAAACUUAAAAUGGCUUUAGAAGCAGUCCAGCAACUGCGGGAAUUCUGCAGUGUCAGAAUGGAUGAGGGCGUGUAAACUUUAAUUACAAGUUGAGAAUCUGAUAAAUACGUCUGUGCCUCACUCAGCUUCUUGCAGUUCCAGUUCUGUCUGCGUUAGUGAAUCACAAGAGUGACACUAAGCACACAAAAGGUAUCUGAAAUGUACGUUAUUGAAAUAAUCUUGCCUUCAUCUGGCUUGAAGUGAAUUUAAAAGGAGAUAUUUUCCCUUGCUGGCUGAGUCUGUACAAACUAGUUACUUAAUGACCUUCUGAAAUGCCUGGUGCAUUACUACAUUUGAGGUAUUUGCUGGUUUUCAAUUGGAACUAGGUUUUGUAAGUAUUUUGUCAACUCCCUUUCAGUGGGUGUCCAGUUUAUGUAAAACCUGACAGAUGUAUUUAGACAUACUUUAUCCUAUGUCAAGUGCUAACUAGUAGCGAUUGGAAACUGGGAGCAGGGAGCGAUUGCUUAAGGUUUGUUUUUUGAGGUUGAUGUUGUACAUGCUUCCCUGCUUCUAACCUGGAAAUAGAAUUUCCUCCAGAUACGCCAUCCUGCAUAAACUAUGAAACGCUGUGGUGCCAAACACCUCAAACGAUGUUUGCUGCAAACAUUGCUGCCUCUUCUUAACGCUAGUUUUAAAAUUCAGGUUUUGAUCCUUUCCUGUCAUGUUGAUGGCCUUCCUAGGGGAUUUUCCAGAAACCAUGUUCUGCUGCUUUAAAAAUGCUGUCCUUUUGGUUACAUCCCUGAAACCUCAAAGGAGUUGACCCAUAGUGCAUGGUGCAAGAAGCACUGCGUGGGGUAAAGCAGUAAAUCAAAACGAUAAUUGGACUUGGACACAUUGCAGAAAUGUAAGAUUAAUAGAUGAUAUUUGGUUGUGAAUUCUUAUCAAGGGGUAUAUACUAGAAUAUUGUUUGCUAAUGAAUUCUAGCACAUGCAUUGCUGAUGUAUCACUAAAUCCUGCAAUUAAAUCUUGUCUAUAAUUGAUACGUAAUAAUGUAAAUGGUAGCCCCACAAUUAAAUUCUACAGUUGAAGAGCACAGUGAACUAUGUAAAAAAAUAUGAUCUUCACCUUGUGAAUCAUUUUUUUUAAAAGCACUUUCCUAUCACCAAUUAGCACGUGAAUGAAUUUUAGAUUCUCCCAUUUGUUAAGAUUGGUAGAGGUGAGAUUUCUUUAAUCUGUCAAUGUUUAAAUUGAUCAUACAAAUGCUGAAACAAAGCACCUUAUACUAUGCUGCUUAAAUUUGCUUGUAAUUGCACCUUUGGUUAUCUGCAGAUUUUUCUUAAUAGGUAUUCUUAUGUGAUACUAUUGUUCCCUGUGGGUCUGAGUGAAUGAUUAACCAACCUACAAUAUAAUUUACUUACAUAGUUUCUAUUUCAAUACAAUAUUGUACUGUGAGUUCAGUGCUUCAGAAAUAAAUACUACUUCCAUUUGUC